Penicillium manginii is the source of this 303-nucleotide messenger RNA. RefSeq lists its product as uncharacterized. NCBI's taxonomy places the organism in Eukaryota, Fungi, Ascomycota, Eurotiomycetes, Eurotiales, Aspergillaceae. The transcript has a single exon. Bases 1 to 303 code for a protein of 100 amino acids. The record is from RefSeq and is a predicted model, not a curated record.
AUGACACUAGAGCCUGAUAAUGCCCUGUCUAUUGCAGAUGCAGCUGGCCAGUGCCUCAAUCGUUUCCAGCAAUGCUUGCAGCACUCGGCGCUAAUCUCAUCCCAGGAGACAGCCCUAGUGGAGGACCAACUUGCAAGAUUUUCUCUCUGGGCUGCUGGUAUUGGCGUUUUUGUUGGAGGGCGCGCUUCGCUGGAUCACCGUCUCAGGGAAGCACAGGAGGUGCAUGAUGUGAUUACCGGGCUCCUGGAAGCACUGGAAGAUCAAGUCGAAGCCUGUCAGUUCUAUGGAUAUUUAUGGUGCUGA